AUGCAUAAACUAUGUGGUUAUAGCUAUGUGGUUGUUCAUAUAAACUGUUUACUUAAUUAUGAGAUUACAAGUUAUGAUUUAUAUAGAGGAUCAGAUGCAUUAAAAAGAUUUGUUACAAUAAUAGAAGAGAAGCUUUUAACCAUUCAGAAAGAUUUAUCUACACCAGCUGAAAUAAUCAUAGUACCUAGAGAUCUUAAAGAGUAUAAUGAAAUAACUGAAUGCUGGAUUU
Molecule: messenger RNA, 229 nt
Organism: Funneliformis geosporum
Lineage: Eukaryota; Fungi; Glomeromycota; Glomeromycetes; Glomerales; Glomeraceae
Source: the annotation of a GenBank genome assembly